Nothoprocta perdicaria is the source of this 1557-nucleotide messenger RNA. RefSeq names its product protein geranylgeranyltransferase type I subunit beta (gene PGGT1B). The record is from RefSeq and is a predicted model, not a curated record. Gene Ontology annotation, molecular function: CAAX-protein geranylgeranyltransferase activity. Gene Ontology annotation, biological process: protein geranylgeranylation. Gene Ontology annotation, cellular component: CAAX-protein geranylgeranyltransferase complex. Lineage: Eukaryota; Metazoa; Chordata; Aves; Tinamiformes; Tinamidae.
CGGCGGGGGAGGCGGAGCGGCUGGACUUUCUGCGCGAGCGGCACGUGCGCUUCUUCCAGCGCUGCCUCCAGGUGCUGCCCGAGCGCUACUCCUCGCUGGAGACCAGCAGGUUGACAAUUGCAUUUUUCGCACUCUCUGGUCUGGAUAUGUUGGAUUCCUUAGAUGUGGUGAACAAAGAUGAUAUAAUAGAAUGGAUUUAUUCCCUGCAGGUCCUUCCCACAGAAGACAAAUCAAACUUGGAUCGCUGUGGAUUCAGAGGCUCUUCAUAUUUAGGGAUGCCAUUCAACCCAUCCAAGGGUCCUGGUACAUCUCACCCCUAUGACAGUGGGCAUAUAGCAAUGACUUACACUGGUCUCUCUUGUCUGGUUAUUCUUGGAGAUGAUUUAAGUCGAGUAAAUAAAGAUGCCUUAUUGGAAGGACUGAGAGCUCUGCAGCUGGAGGAUGGAAGUUUCUGUGCUGUGCUGGAAGGAAGUGAGAACGAUAUGAGAUUCGUGUACUGCGCUUCCUGCAUCUGCUACAUGCUCGAUAACUGGUCAGGCAUGGAUAUGAAGAAAGCAAUAGACUACAUCAGAAGAAGCAUGUCUUAUGACAAUGGCCUGGCACAAGGAGCUGGACUGGAAUCUCAUGGUGGCUCUACGUUUUGUGGUAUUGCAUCACUGUGUUUGAUGGGUAAAUUGGAGGAAGUUUUUUCAGAAAAAGAACUGGACAGAAUAAGAAGAUGGUGCAUCAUGAGACAGCAGAAUGGCUACCACGGGCGACCCAACAAACCUGUAGACACCUGCUAUUCCUUUUGGGUCGGAGCAACUUUGAAGCUCUUGAACAUAUUCCAGUAUACAAAUUUUGAGAAAAACCGAAAUUACAUCCUCUCAACUCAAGAUCGCCUUGUUGGUGGAUUUGCCAAAUGGCCAGAUAGCCAUCCAGAUGCUUUGCAUGCCUACUUUGGAAUCUGUGGCUUGUCGUUAAUGGGAGAAGCUGGUGUCUGCAAAGUUCAUCCUGCCUUGAAUGUAAGCACAAGAACCUCAGAGCGCCUUCACCACCUCCAUCAGAUCUGGAACAAGGACUCUAAACAGUGCUCAGAUGACACACACGUCUCUACAUGACUGAUUUAGACUUGAAUUUAGUUCUGGUAGCAUAAUUGUAGCCCAAGGUUAAAAGCCAUGUAUAACCAAUGUGCUCUUUUAAGUGCUGGAGUCAGAGUCAUACAAUCAGAUCUGUGUUGCUGGCAUCACUUGGAUAGGGAACCGCCUUCAGCCAGUUAUUCUGCAUUUGGGAAAAAGGAAAUAUUUUGUUUGUACAGGAGUUUGUCACCACAGACUUGAAAUGGCUCUUCAAAUGGCUUUACUUCUAAGAAAUUCCUUGAGGCAACUAAACAUUAUUUUUAUUUUUUUAAAGAUCUGCAUUCUGCAGUGUCAAAAUAUAUAAUAGUAUUUUCAGAAUCUGUUUACAUAUCAUACAGUAUAGCACAGGACACUGGAGUUCUUUAUGACCUUAAUGUUUGACACAUUUUUGGGUAGAGAAUCUCUCAUAUUAAGUCUCAGUUAAAAAAUAUCUUUUGUU